UUUUCCUGUCAGUGUCAAUUGAUUCGUCGCGGUGUACUGCCGCGAAAUUGGAGUGUCACCCAAUAUUACUGGAUAAUAUUUGUUUAAAUAUAUACUCAUAUAUUUGAUAAAGUUUAUUAACUAUCUCAAGACUCUGUCGGUGGAUUUAUUCACCGAGUCGGUUACAAUUUUUUUAAUUUCAUUUAUUAAAAUCAUUUUAAACACUGAUCGUUCUAGAAAAUUCUUAAAGUUUCUACGACAGAUCUCUAGUGCAAGUUAAACGUGUUUGAUUUUUUUUUUUUUUUUUUUUUAUUUUGUUUUCAAUAUAUAACAUUUAGUGAUUUUUUUUUCUUUUUUCUUUGACUAUUUUUUUUUUUUUAUUUUUUUUUCAAAGUUGAGUAAAGUAUUUAAUACAGUAUUUAAAUUUUUAAAUUGUGAAUUUAUGAUUUUAAUUUAGAGUGAAAAUAAUAUUUAUUUGAGAUUUAAUUUAUUUUAUAAAAUAAUUUACUCUGGGAGACGUGAUCGGUUGUAGAAAUCGUAAUAAUAAAUUAAGAGAAUACGUCUUUAAUCGAGUGAGAUUGUGGCUCCCUGGAUAUCGACGAAGCACGACAACGCCGAGUGAAUAGAAUGGAGUCUCUCUGUCAAGUAGUAACCAAAAGCGUCCAAAUUAGCAGCACCCCUAGCAAAGAAGACACCAAAAAUAUCAGCACCAGUGACGAUAACAACAAUCACGACAACACCAACAACAAUAAUAAUAUUAAUAUUAAUAAUAAUAAUAAUAAUAAUAACAAUACUCACACCAUCAGCAACACCAAUAACACCAGUACAAUAGCCACCAAGAACAACUUAAAUAGCUCACGAAGCUACAAAUCGUCUCUAAUAAACAGCAUAAUCGACAGCAGUGGCGGCGGAAAUGGGGGUGGUGGUGGUGGAGUCAAUAACAGCAGCAAACUUCACAAAGACAGUGACUGCCCAAAUGACCCCCAGCAAAGACUCGCAGUGUUAUCAUUCGAGCAGGUGCGUCGGUUAAAUGACGUUAUGAAUGAAGUUGUGAGCAUUCACGGGCGCGGUAAUUUUCCGACUCUCGAAGUGAAGUUGCGUGAUUUAGUGACUGUUGUACGUUCAAAAUUAGAAGAAGAUCCAAGUAAUGGUGGUGCUGGUAUGCGGGUACGCGACAUUCGUCUUAACGGUGGUGCAGCAUCCCAUGUACUUGCAACCGAGUCACAGCCAUACAAUGACUUAGAUUUAAUAUUUGCGGUCGAAUUAACAACACCCCGUAAUUUUGACCGUGUCAAGGCGGCCGUUCUUGGUUCGCUUUUCGAUUUAUUGCCAGAAGGUGUCAGUCGCAAACGAAUCACCACUUGUAGUCUUAAAGAAGCAUACGUUAGUAAAAUGGUUAAAGUUAAUGACGGUGACAGAUGGUCAUUGAUAUCUUUAGGAAAUUCACGUGGUCAUCGCAAUGUUGAACUUAAAUUUGUCGACACAAUGAAACGUCAGUUUGAAUUUUCUGUCGAUUCAUUUCAAAUAGUCCUCGAUUCAUUGCUGCUGUUCUAUGAAUGCAGCAAAUUACCAAUUGCUGAAAAUUUUUACCCAACAGUUGUCGGGGAAUCAGUUUACGGCGACUUUCAAGAGGCGCUUUAUCAUCUACACAAGAAAUUGAUAUCAACAAGGCAUCCGGAAGAAAUUCGCGGUGGCGGAUUGCUCAAGUACUGCAAUCUUCUGGUUAAAAUGUACAAACCAGCCCUACCUGAUUACAUGAAAACACUUGAACGGUACAUGUGUUCAAGAUUUUUCAUCGAUUUUCCUGACAUUAAUCAGCAGCAGGCUAAGCUAGAAAACUACUUGUGGAACCAUUUUGUUGGACCGGAAGAAGAAUCAUUAAAAUAUCAGUACCUGAUGUUGCUGCAGAGCGUCGUCGAGGAAUCGACCGUCUGUUUAAUGGGACACGAGAGAAGACAAACACUUGCGUUGAUCGAGAAUCUUGCCUUCCAAGUACUCUACCAAGAGCAGCAGCGACUAAAUAGUCAGCAGUCAGCUGCAGCAGUUGCUGCCGCAGCUGCAGCAGCCGCUAAUGGACAACCAGCUUACGUUUACACCAACACGGGAUUCUAUUAUCCGGUCAUACCAACCGCUUGUUACACGUGUACUUGUAAUUCGUGGAUGGCAUGCUCAUCGUGAUGUGAUUGUGAUAAUAAUAAUAAUAAUAAUAGUAAUAAUAAUAAUAAUAACAACUAUUAU
Messenger RNA from Microplitis mediator, 2217 nucleotides. Its product is annotated as terminal nucleotidyltransferase 5C. The transcript has 2 exons. Gene Ontology annotation, molecular function: RNA binding; poly(A) RNA polymerase activity. Gene Ontology annotation, biological process: mRNA stabilization. NCBI's taxonomy places the organism in Eukaryota, Metazoa, Arthropoda, Insecta, Hymenoptera, Braconidae. The record is from RefSeq and is a predicted model, not a curated record. The coding region runs from base 607 to 2157 and encodes 516 amino acids.